AUGGCUGAACCACUUGCCACAAACGCUUUGUCCGAUUCCUGUCAUAAUUACCUCUGGAUCCGCCGCGUUCAGAUGACUCAGGAUAAUUACUUUAAGAACGCUUCUAAUGGUGUGUGUAACGAUGAUUUGGACAGGAUUCCGGAAUGCCAAAAAAUUGUCGACGGAUCCUCCGAGAGGAUACCUUGUCUCUUCGAGCACAAACAAGAAGUGAAAAACCAUGAAUGCCAGAUGUACCUAAAUCUCGUCGGUGAGAUAAUCCUUUCGGACUUUCGCCUUGUCUACGGCUUCAUUGACUCAUGCAAGAAAGACAUUGAAAAAUUUAAGUGCGGACGUGUCUCCGUAGGUCCUGCCAACGUAAAUCGAUUAAGCGUCCUCUCACAAGGCGAAACAAUAAAUUGCCUCAGCCUUCGUAUUGAGAAGCUGGAUUCCAAAUGCGCUCAUCAAAUUUUCAGAAUUUCUGAGUUACAGUCGGAUGACUUUCAUCUUGAUCGUCCACUAUUUUAUGCUUGUCGAGGAGAUCGCGAACGUUUAUGCGGGGGCGUUGUGUCCGGAGACGGACGCGUUUUUGAUUGUUUAAUGGAUCACAAAUUCGACGAAGGAAUGUCUUCAGAAUGUCGACAACAUUUGACGAAGAGGUUUGCCUUGGAUGUCUAUUUUUCUCCAUAG
Molecule: messenger RNA, 666 nt
Organism: Dibothriocephalus latus
Lineage: Eukaryota; Metazoa; Platyhelminthes; Cestoda; Diphyllobothriidea; Diphyllobothriidae
Source: the annotation of a GenBank genome assembly